AAAGUAAAAAGAUUCCUCCGAAGAUCAAUAAUUGGGAACAUCAAAUCCUUAUCAGAAAAACAACAGCAAACAACCAACUCCAUUGAUGAUUAUCUAAGAAGAAGCCCCAUUGAUGUCGAAAUCAAAAUCUCUAGCCUUCGUAAUCGCUGCUUUAUCUUACUCCUUCUUCUCCCUCUUCUCUUCUCCACCAAAGUCUCACUACCACGAGCUCUUCAUCUCCACUUCCUUCUCCGACAACGCUUCCGUCGCUCUAAACCUCCACACCCUCACGCGCCGCCCUCAUGUAGCCGGUACAGUGGCCAACGCUGAAGCAGCGGAAUAUGUUCGCUCUGUUUUCACCUCCUCUGCUCUCAAAUCACACGUCGUUGCUUACCAAGUGUCUCUAACUUACCCAGUUCAUCGCUCUUUGGUACUAACGCCGACAGACUCUGCAAAGCCAAUCACUUUCUUGCUGGAACAAGAAAAACUCGGAGACAAUCCUUAUGCUAAUGAAGUGAUGCCUACUUUUCAUGGAUACGCUAAGUCAGGUAACGUUUCAGGUCCAGUGGUUUAUGCAAACUAUGGACGAGUGGAAGAUUUCGUGAGACUCAAGAAAGAUAUGGGCGUGAAUGUCUCUGGAGCCGUUGUAAUCGCGAGGUACGGUCAGAUAUACAGAGGAGACAUUGUGAAGAACGCUUACGAGGCAGGAGCUGUAGGGGUUGUGAUAUAUACUGAUAAGAGAGAUUACGGCGGAGAUGAGUGGUUUCCGGCGAGUAAAUGGAUGCCACCGAGUGGGGUUCAAGUUGGUACUGUUUAUAAUGGGUUAGGUGAUCCAACGACUCCUGGAUGGGCAAGUGUUGAUGGGUGUGAGAGAUUAUCGGACGAGGCGGUUGAAUUGAGCGGUGAUGUUCCGCUUAUACCGUCGUUGCCUGUCUCAGCUGCUGAUGCUGAAGUGAUUCUGAAGACAGUUGUUGGAGAUGUUUCUGAUGGAGAUGUUUAUCCAGUGGGGCCUGGACCUGGGGUCUUGAACCUCAGCUACAUUGGGGAAACUGUUAUUGCCAAGAUUGAGAAUGUUAUUGGAGUGAUUGAAGGAGAAGAAGAGCCUGAUAGAUAUGUGAUUCUUGGGAACCAUAGAGACGCUUGGACUUUUGGAGCUGUUGAUCCGAACAGUGGCACUGCGGUACUUAUGGAGAUUGCACAAAGACUAGAUAAGCUGCAGAAAAGAGGAUGGAAGCCUCGAAGGACGAUUAUUCUGUGUAAUUGGGAUGCUGAGGAGUAUGGCCUGAUUGGGUCAACAGAAUGGGUAGAAGAAAAUAGAGAGAUGUUAAGUUCGAGAGCAGUGGCCUACUUGAAUGUAGAUUGUGCGGUAUCUGGCCCUGGAUUUCAUGCCUCUGCGACUCCACAACUAGAUGAAUUGAUCAAAGUAGCUGCUCAAGAGGUCCGGGAUCCAGAUAACGCAACGCAAACAAUCUAUGAAUCGUGGAUAGGAUCAAGCGACUCUGUUGUAAUCAGGAGAUUAGGGGGCGGAGGUUCGGAUUAUGCAUCAUUUGUACAACAUGUUGGUGUUCCAGGAGUUGACAUGUCCUUUGGACGAGGCUAUCCAGUAUAUCACUCUAUGUAUGAUGACUUCACUUGGAUGGAAAAGUUUGGUGAUCCGAUGUUUCAGCGACAUGUCGCAAUGGCUAGUGUUCUUGGUUUGGUCGCUCUUCGGUUAGCAGAUGAGGAAAUUAUACCAUUCAACUAUACUUCCUAUGCAUUAGAACUCAAGAAAAGCGCGGAAGAUUUGGAGAAUGAGAAGUUAGGACAUAACAUAGAUGUUUCUACGUUGAUCAAGUCGAUAGAAGAUCUAUCUACGGCUGCAAAACAUAUAUCCCUAGAGAAAGAGGCAAUUAAAGGAGCUCUUAAAGUGAGAGAGCUUAAUGACAGAUUAAUGAUGGCAGAACGAGCUUUAACAGACCGAGAUGGACUCUCUGAAAGACCAUGGUACAAGCAUUUGAUAUACGGACCAUCGAAGUACGAUGACUACGGAUCGAAAUCAUUCCCUGGAGUUGAUGAUGCAAUUGACAAUGCAAAGAAGCUAAACACAAAAGCAUCUUGGGAAAAUGUUCAACACCAGAUUUGGAGAGUCUCUAGAGCUAUUAGACAUGCUUCACUUGUUUUAAAAGGUGAACUGAUAUGAGAUCAAGAAUGCUCUUGUUGCUUCAGCACAAUGAUGUGAACAUAAUGAAGGCAGAUAAGAUUCUGUCACAAGUUUAUUCAGUUUUGGUGUUUACAUUUUGUAGUUCCUCUAUUUCUUUUGCUUAAAAUUUGUUUCUUUUGAUUAAAGUUAAACCCUGAAACGCU
This is a messenger RNA of Arabidopsis thaliana (thale cress), 2322 nucleotides long. Its product is annotated as Peptidase M28 family protein. Lineage: Eukaryota; Viridiplantae; Streptophyta; Magnoliopsida; Brassicales; Brassicaceae. Gene Ontology annotation, biological process: regulation of meristem growth. Bases 113 to 2158 code for a protein of 681 amino acids. Gene Ontology annotation, cellular component: endoplasmic reticulum; endoplasmic reticulum membrane. Gene Ontology annotation, molecular function: metallocarboxypeptidase activity. The transcript is spliced from 10 exons. The record is from RefSeq and is marked reviewed.